AUGUUGGUUGCCUCACGUGCCGUCCUCGUCCUUCAGCUUCUGGUGGGCGGACAGGCUGGUCGGGUUGCGACGGACCGCAGCACCGGCUGGACCUGCUGCAUUGUGCCCCGCACCUCAUGGACGGCGGAGCAGAUUCUGGAAAUCUACAAGUUCGUGUUGUACCACCCUGCGACCCCAAGCCAAGAGGAGCGCGAGGAGAACGCCAAGGAGCUUUGGGAUGCAGUGGACCUCGGUAGCAAGGUUGCGCCAGUGGACAUGUCUGUGAAGGCGCAAGAGCAAUGGCUGGCUAACUCUCGACAGGUCGAAGCUGCUGCACAGCUGGCAAAAACCUUCGCCACGCAAGACAGGGGUUUCUACAAGCAGGGCUACUGGUUCCAACAGCAAAAGUGCCUCGCAGGGGUCCUCAUCGAGCGCGUGGAGGAUGCCUGGCUUCAGCGAUGGCGGUGCGACAAGACCAAGCUGGAUUCCGCUUGGCUCUUUGUGUUCAAAGCCGAAGGAGCUUAUUCUUCGCAGAAGAUUUGGGCAGAUGUGGCGAAAGCUCGGAGCAUGCAAAGCGAAGUCUUGGCAAGCAACAAAGAAGCGCAGGCUAAGCUGGCGAAGCUCGGAGACGCUUACAAUGCCGAGGCCCAGAAGGUGCAGGCGAAGGUCCACGCGACAGCGGAGAAGGUUCGUGAUGCCCAGCACGAGCUCGCGCACAUCGAGAUGCAGUCCUCAUAG
Messenger RNA from Symbiodinium necroappetens, 717 nucleotides. The record is from the annotation of a GenBank genome assembly. Lineage: Eukaryota; Dinophyceae; Suessiales; Symbiodiniaceae.